AUGCAAGAUGAUAUUUAUGAGAAAAAACAAGCUGGAUCACAAUUUUCCCCUAUUAAUACUGUAAUAUUAUUAUCCCGACUAUUAUUAACUAGUGCUCUAUCAUUAGUAUCACAAUUUUCAUCAAAAUCUCUUCUAGCAGCAAUAAGAAACUCUCUAUUAUUUAUAGAAACUAUGUCAAAGUUACAAAUGUGUUUUGGCCAAUCUGCUAAUGUUAAGACUUCAUUUUCAAUAACACAUCAAUCAAAUAAUAUAUUAUUACCAUUACUGCAAUUAUCUCCAAUUUCUAAAUCUGACUUAUCAUUACCAUUACCACAAUUAUUCCUAAUUUCUAUAUCUGACUUAUUAUUAUCUAAUAAAAUUGUAAAAUUACAAAUAUGUCUGGAUGAAAUUAAUCAUCAAUGUUCAAUUACAAAAUCCUUGAAUACACCUACAUAUGAUUAUCUACAUCUCUUAAGUAUAAGCAGAUAUAUAGAAUUAUUGUUAAAUGGUAAAGGUAAAAUAGAUGCUAGUACCUGUAUUGCAAAGAUAAUAUGGAAUAAAAGAAGUUAUUUAGCAAGACACAUUAGAAAAUUGGAUGAUCAUUAUGUUCAAACUAGGAAACUUCUUGUUGAUCAUCAGGGAAAACAUACAAAAUUGAAGAGCUUGAUUAAAAAUAUAGAUUUUUCAGAUGCAUGUCAAGCUUGGUUACACCAACAAAAACCUGAGUCACGCUCUCUAGAAAAAAAAAAUGAAGAUCUUUUAUGUUCAAAACAUCCAGUGCGAUCAAUUAUGGUUUCAGCUUUUCUCUGCCUAUGUCAUGGAUUGUUGCAGCUAUCUGAUAAGCAGAUGAUAGCUAACUCUCAUAUAAAGUAUAAAGAGAUAUUUGUUCUUCGUUCUACACAGUUAGAUGGGUAUUGGAAAUCAGAACACAUGUUAAAACAGCUUGAAGAACAUGCAAUUCCAAUAUUCGAAGUACUUCAUCCUGGUUGUAUUGGUGUUUUUUGUUUUGACCAAUCAACUAAUCAUAAUGCUAUGGCUGAAAAUGCAUUGGUUGCAACAAAAAUAAAUCUUGGUUCAAGAGGAUUGCAACCUAAGAUGUGUAAUGGCUGGUAUUUUGAUGAAGAUGGAGAAAAACAAAUACAAUCAAUGUUAUUUCCAGAUAAUUAUCAUAUAGUAAAAUAUAGAGAACAACCAAAAGGAAUUAAACAAGUACUUACUAAGCAUGGAUUAUGGCCAUUACAAGGUGUUCGUCUACAGCCUGAUUUUUGUGAACAAAAAUCAAUGCUUGAAGAGAGUUAUGUAAAACAGGAGACAAGAAAAUUAUACAAAUAUAGUUAUUUUGAUUUACAACAACAAGUUUUAAGAGCUCUUGUUAAUGUUCCUAUAACAACAAUUCAUCUGAAAGGUAGAACAGCUAAGUGGGCUAUAAACAAAUAUAAGUCACAUCAUCGUUUGUCUGAAAAUAUUGAAAGAAUAAUGGAUUCAGAUAUAGA
This is a messenger RNA of Cetraspora pellucida, 1472 nucleotides long. The record is from the annotation of a GenBank genome assembly. Lineage: Eukaryota; Fungi; Glomeromycota; Glomeromycetes; Diversisporales; Gigasporaceae.